This is a messenger RNA of Vollenhovia emeryi, 573 nucleotides long. RefSeq lists its product as uncharacterized. The transcript has 2 exons. Bases 227 to 565 code for a protein of 112 amino acids. The record is from RefSeq and is a predicted model, not a curated record. Lineage: Eukaryota; Metazoa; Arthropoda; Insecta; Hymenoptera; Formicidae.
AAGAUUAUUAGAUUCUCGGCUCGGAAAUAUAAAGUUCGAAAGCUUCGAAAUGUACGCGGGUGAUUGGGAGCCGAGGACUACAAAUUGACCGUGGAUAUUUUACAUGCAUAUAUAAUCUCUCGCAGAGUGUUUCACAACUUUAUGCAUAAUUCAUCAGCGUCGCGUCACACUCGGAGCGAAAAUUAUGAAGCAAUUUAAAUGUUACGUCAACGCAAGAUUGUAAAUCAUGUUAUCGUGUAAAUUGCAGAGGAACGAGAUGCCAGUGUGGUUGGCGAGAGUUUUGUGUGCAUCGAAAGCGAUGUCCGAAGAGCCAUUGGUUCGAUCUCUCCUUAAUGGCCGAGGUCGCGAAAUUGGAGCAACGGAGUUUACGGAGAAUUUCGUCGCGUCGUAUCGCAAGAUAAAAAUUUGCGCCACGAUAAUAACGACGGAUAUUCCGCGAAGAUAUGUUGCGGUACUCACGUUGAAAUUUCGCGUUUUCACAAUCGGCCACUCCGAAACGAAACUAAGCGCGCUGCAACGCAGGUCGCUUUUAUAUCGCAGAUGCGUGGUGGCAGAAGAGCGGUGAAUGCCACU